This is a messenger RNA of Dalotia coriaria, 2526 nucleotides long. RefSeq lists its product as uncharacterized. The record is from RefSeq and is a predicted model, not a curated record. The transcript has 6 exons. The coding region runs from base 346 to 2433 and encodes 695 amino acids. Gene Ontology annotation, molecular function: copper ion binding; oxidoreductase activity. Lineage: Eukaryota; Metazoa; Arthropoda; Insecta; Coleoptera; Staphylinidae.
UACGAGUGACGUCUUGGAGUUUACCGAGGAUUACGAAGAUUAUAGUGAGGUGGACAGGUGAAUAAGCGGAGACACAAGCGAGACACAUGAGAUAAUCACACGUGUAUGCGCGUUCGAAGCGUACAGAAGUAUUUGUAGUGUUUUACGAGCGUUAUUUAACGCGCGGACGAUUUGAAGACUCGUCACAAAACGUCUCCGCACUUGGUUUACCUAGGAAUUGUGUUGGAGUACACACAGAUGUUUGUUCAUUAAAAGUGCAUCAAUAGUUACUAAAAGUGAUUGGUAAAUAUUAAAAUAAAAUAAAAGUGAGUUUAGUGGUUUAAGUCAACUCGUGGGUAAUACAAAAUGGCGAAGAAAAUUGGUUUACUUAUUUUAUUGCUGGCGCUGUAUAACCAUCCAGGUCAAUGUCAAGGAGAUCAUGAAAACAAGGGAAACAUUGUUUUACACUUACAUAAUGGAAGUUAUCAUGAAAAAAACAUGGAUAGCAAUUCAUCUAGUGUAGACUUCGUGGCGCUAGAGGGCGGUAGUCAUCCGUGUAAACGUCCAUGCGUUUCCGGGCAGAACAUGCAGUGCCGUUAUCGUUUCGAAGUCGAGUGGUAUUACACGAUGAGUAAAGCCUGUUACGACUGUCCUGUGAAUUUAGAAGAUUGUUAUCGGCCUGAGUGUAUUAUUGCCGAUGGGCAACCGAGGUCAGUUGUCGUGGUUAAUCGACAAUUACCUGGACCUGCCAUUGAAAUUUGUGUGAAUGACGAAGUGUUAAUUGACGUAGACAAUCAACUUUUUGGUGAGACCACCACAAUGCACUGGCAUGGCCAUCAUCAAAUAGGGACGCCAUAUAUGGAUGGUGUACCAGGUGUGACACAAUGUCCCAUUGAAUCCGGAACUGUGUUCACGUAUAAAUUCAACGCGACUAAUUCUGGGACCCAUUUCUGGCACUCACAUUCUGGUAUACAACGUGGUGAUGGUACCUAUGGGGCGUUUAUUGUUCACGUCCCUGAUGAGGAAGACCCGCAUAGGAACCUCUAUGACUUUGAUCUUACUUCUCAUAUUAUUGCUAUCAAUGACUGGGACAAUGUCCCCAGUACAGAGAUGUUUCUGGCGCAUUACCAUUAUGGUGGGACCAACAAACCAGCUAAAUUAUUGAUUAAUGGUUUGGGAAUGAGGAACUUUACUCAUCCUGAAAACAAUACACCUAUUGCUAGAUUUGAAGUUGAGAAAGGUUUCAAAUAUAGAUUCAGAUUGAUCAAUGCUGGGUUCCUAAACUGUCCCAUUGAGAUGUCCUUUGAUGGGCAUUCAAUGCAGGUUAUCUCCACGGAUGGUAACGAUAUUGAACCUGUAAUUGUUGAUUCCCUGGUGUCGUAUGCCGGCGAAAGGUUUGAUUUCAUUGUGACUGCUGAUCAAGAUGAAGGGUUGUAUUGGAUGAGGUUUAGAGGUCUCAUGGAUUGUGACGAAAGGUUCACCAGUGCUCAUCAGGUUGCUGUGUUGCAAUACAAAUCAAAUUCAACCAAAUUAAGUAAAGAAUUGCCUUCAGGUGAUGUUCCCACGUAUGAAACUUCCCAUAAGGAAGGUUUGCAAUUGAAUCCAUUAAACAAAGGUGUUGAAUCAUCCAAAGAUAAUGAAACCAUCACGAUUCCGGAACUCCGAUCAAUCACAGAUUAUGAUGCGAGCAGUUUAAUGGGUGAACCCGAUGAGAAAUUCUUCAUUUCGUAUGAUUUUUACAAAAUGGACACUCCGAUGUACCAUAAAAAAGAUGUUUAUGGUUUUUAUCAAGUGAAAGAAAACAAACGUGUGUUAACGCCACAGUUAAACCACAUUGCGUUUAAACUUCAACCAACUCCAUUACUCCAGGGUAGAGAUAAUAUACCAGAUUCUCUUUUUUGUAACGAAACAACCGAAGCAGGAAAGAAUUGCACAGGAGAGUUUUGUAAAUGUACGCAUGUUAUGCAAGUGAAACUCAAUUCCAUCGUGGAGUUGAUCCUGAUUGAUGCUGGUUUUGCUUAUGAUGCGAACCAUCCAUUCCAUUUGCAUGGUCAUUCAUUCAGGGUGAUUGGCAUGGAACGUCUUUCAAGUGAUGUAACAGCAGAGGAAGUAAAAGAGUUGGAUAAACAAGGGAAACUUAAAAGGAAUUUUAUCAACCCACCUGUGAAGGAUACUGUGACCAUUCCGGAUGGAGGUUAUACUAUUGUGAGAUUCAAUGCUUCAAAUCCAGGUUAUUGGUUGUUCCAUUGUCAUAUUGACUUCCAUGUUGAAGUGGGAAUGGCGUUGGUGUUUAAAUUUGGAGAAAAUGAAGACAUGCCACCUACACCUGUCAAUUUCCCAACUUGUGGUUCUUACUCACCUGACUCGCGUUCUACAGGACACACAGAUAUUAUCCCAAGUAGUUUAGUAACGAUAUUAAUGUUUAUUAGUAUUUAUUUAUGCAAAAACCAAUAAGAUUUAAGCAUAAUGCAAUAUGCGCCGAUUACCAGAAUCAAAACACACGUGAUACUAGCAUUAGCAAACAAAUAAAAACAGAUUUUUGUUAAA